Messenger RNA from Eptesicus fuscus (big brown bat), 4056 nucleotides. RefSeq names its product zinc finger protein 473 (gene ZNF473). The transcript is spliced from 6 exons. The record is from RefSeq and is a predicted model, not a curated record. Gene Ontology annotation, molecular function: DNA-binding transcription repressor activity, RNA polymerase II-specific. The coding region runs from base 810 to 2663 and encodes 617 amino acids. Gene Ontology annotation, biological process: negative regulation of transcription by RNA polymerase II. Lineage: Eukaryota; Metazoa; Chordata; Mammalia; Chiroptera; Vespertilionidae.
ACUCGAGGCUGGGGGUGGAAUUAUUCCAUGCUGAUUGGCCCACCCCCUAUUUCACCCUCUUUGGAACGCUGCCUAGUUCUACUGCGCAUGUGCCACACUACAAAGCGUGCUUCCGCCAAUCAGCAGACGUCACAUUUCUCCCGCCUCAACCUCUCCUCUGGCGCGAGACUUCUUAAGAAGCCAAUUUUCUCAACGUGUUUCUAUGGCAACCGUCGGGUUGUCUCCUUGAAAAAAUCAAAAGUCCCGCCCUCCCCUUCUAGAAAGCAGAAGGCUGAUUAGAUUGUUCAACGGAAUAAAAGCUGGACUAUUAAAUCCAGUCACCGCCUGAUUUCGAUUCUGUCUCUACUGGCCAAGCGGGAACCUCUUACAGACCGGUAAGCGGGCGGAGACGGGCAGUCGAGCAAAGCCCCCUGGGAAGCCCUGUCUCGGCGCUGGCGCGGCGGGUCCUGCGUGGAGAAAUUCUGAGAUUCGCGCGGCACCGGAAGUGGCUCUGAGGAGGCCGGUGUGAGAGGAUUCGGGUCUCCGGCUCCACCCGGGCCGGAGUCGCGUCUGUUGGCUCGGCGGGCCACCAUCUCGAGGGAGACUCAUGUUCUGACUCAUCCUACUUCUGGACAUUUUGGGGGCUCAUCCAGCAUGGCCAGGAAAUCAGUCCUACAAGGAAGGAAGACUGUCUCCCAGUUUCCUUAUCCUUCCUUCGGCCCUGCCAGCUGGGAACAUGGAGGGGAAGAAGGAGGAGCUUAAACUAGGACUCGGGCUGCUGGGCCUAGUCGGCUAUUACUGAGUAACUUGUAACCCUCAAGGACGUGGCCAUGGACUUCACUUUGGAGGGCUGGGAGCAGCUGGGGCUGGACCAGGGGGACCUGUUCUGGGACACGGCAUUGGACAACUACCAGAAGCUCUUCUUGCUGAACCCCCUGAGACCCAAUCAGACCUCCUGUCCAGAUGGUGGGGAAGAGCAGGAGAUCCCGGAGAGAGGAAGUCCAGAAGUGACAGGCCCUGACACAGCUGAGGCCAAGAUUUCCCCUUUGCCACAGGAAUUCUCAGAAGGACUCUCUCAGGAGAUAUUGGAGACGUUUUCCAAGGAUGGCCUCUGGAACUCUAACUUCGGAGAAGCCUACAUGGACGAGAGCUGGUUAGAUAGUUUGCUAGGAGAUCCAGAAAGUCUUAUAAGUUCUGAAGUUGUCACCAACAAGGAAAGUUCCACAGAGUGCAAGAGUCAUGAACUCAAGAGUGGCCUUGGUCCUGAGUCCUUCCUUUUCACAGGAGAGGAUUCCCUGAUCCAUGACCUUUCUGAGAAGAGCCUGACGCCAGCUAAGUCUCAGGAAUGUAGGAAUGACAUUGGCUCCCACUCAGACCAGAGUCAGCAGGAUGCUGUCCAGGAAGGGGUGAGACCAUAUAAAUGUAGUGAAUGUGGGAAGAGCUUCAGCCGGAGUUGCCAUCUUAUUCAGCAUUGGAUUACUACUCAUAUGGCGGAGAAACCAACUGGGAAUCAAGAGUAUGAGAAUAGUUUCAACCAGAUUUCUUGCCUUCCUGUCUAUCCAAGGACUCACACAGGUUACAAAUCCUAUGUGUGUAACAAGUGUGGGAAAACUUUUAGAAACAACACACACCUUCUGAGGCAUCAAAAAAUUCACACUGGAGAAAAAACACGUAAGAGUCAAGACAGUGACCAUUCAUCAGGUCUUGUCUCACAGCUUGUUAAACAGCAGAAAACCCACAAAAUUCAUAAAUCCUACAAGUGUAAUGAGUGUGGCAAGAGUUUCAGCCGAACCCUUCAUCUUAUUCAGCAUCAGAAGACCCACACUCGGAAACGCUAUGAAUGUGUCAAAUGCAAGGCCACCUUCAACUUCAACAAAUACCUCCUCCAACAUCAGAAAAUUCAUGCUUCAAAAACUACCUCUAAGUGUCAGGAAUGUGGGAAGACCUUCAGGCAUAGCUCAUCCCUCAUUAAACACCAGUCUACUCACUCGGGAGAAAAGCCUUAUAAGUGUGACGAGUGUGGGAAAUGCUUCAGUCAUAGCUUGACCCUAAAGAGCCACCAGAGGGUUCACAGUGGAGAGAAGCCUUACAAAUGUAGUCAAUGUGAGAAAGCCUUCUACCGAAACACUCAUCUGAAUGAACAUCAGAGAAUUCACACGGGCUACAGGCCCCACAAAUGUAACAAAUGUGUCAAAAGUUUCAGCCGGCCUUCCCACCUGAUUCGACACCAGUCUGUUCAUGCCACAGAAAAGCCCUACAGAUGUGCUGAAUGCAAUGAGACCUUCAGCCAUAAUGAACGGCUUGUCCGGCACCAAAAAAUGCAUGCUAUGGAAACCCGCUAUGAAUGUCAGGAGUGUGGUGAGCGCUUCAUUUGCAGCUCGACCCUAACCUGCCACCAGAGCAUUCACACCCAAGAAAAACAAGGACUUGAUGGGAGCGGCAAGAUCUUGAAUCAGAACCUAGAACAGAAAGAUCAUCCAAGGAGUGGCGAGAAGCACUUUAAAUGUAACACAUGCGAGAAAACAUUCAGCUGCAGCAAAUACCUGACUCAGCAUGAGAGGCUUCACACCAGGGAGAAGCCCUUUGAGUGUAAACAGUGUGGGAAAGCCUUUGUCCAAAGUGCACAGCUCAUUCACCACGAGAUCAUACACUCUGGAGUGAGGCCAUAUAAAUUAUUUUCUUAACUAGCCCACAGAAAGUCAAGAAGAGCACUUAAACUAACAUCAAAUGGCUAAAACUUUUUACUCGUAACCUUUCCACAUACACGUGCCAUCUUAUUUUUUCUAAUCCUUACCCAAGGACAUGUUUUUAUUGAUUUUUAGAGAGAAGGGAAGGGGGGUGGGGAGCAUUAAUUGGCUGCCUCCUGCACGUGCCCUGACCAGGGAUCAAACCUACAACCUAGGUAGUUGCCCUGACUGGGAAUUGAACCCACAACCUUUUGGUGUACGGAACGACACUCCAACCAAUUGAGCCACUCAGCCAGGAGCACAUGCCACCUUUUUCCAUAAUCUUCCCAUGUUUAAAGUUUAAAGGAACCCAUUUUUUGUUAAUUGGAGUUAAUGAUCCUGGAACAGCUGGAUUCAGUUAGGAAAGCUGCACUGGAUAUUGUCACAGUGCACACUAUACAGAGGAUGUGCUUGGUGGUGAAACUUGUGAUGGACUGCUGGAAUCUUCUUCAUGCACCAUUUGUCCAAGCUGGCUACUCACCAGGCACUUUCCCAGGCGCCAGGACAGGGAAUGUCAGUAUGGUAAGCCCUGCCCUUGCCUCGAAGCUUCUGGAAUCCAAGGGAAAUUGGUCCCAUUUUCACAGAGGAGUGCUGUUUGUUGACAAGUGACAUCUUAAAAUGCCACAUUCCCUCAUGUCACAGCAAGUUCUGGGGCCGCUGAGGAUUGUUAGAGCCCAGUAAGGAAAAGAGCUUUCCUGUUGGAGCCAUCAAGUCGACAGCUCACCUCGGCCAGGCCUGUGCUACAGCAGAGACUCACCUCAUGGAACCACACAGCCUGCUCCUCUAGAUGGCAGCUCUUCCUGGGCUUUUGUUGCCCUACCCACUAAGUGAACAAGUCACAUGUUUGCUGAAGCACAAACAAUCUUAGACAUUGGACACUUAAUAUCUUUCAUAUUCUUGGUGCUAAAAAAGUGUAAGAGUAUGUUUCCGGUGGCUCUUGGGCUUUUUAAGCCUUGCACCUUGAGUUCUGCUGGUUGGUUUUGUUCUUGAAACUAGGAACUUAAUGGUUAAUUAUUAGGCCGACUGCGCAGUGGGGAGCUUACUGGUUUUCUAAUGGCCAAAAUGUCCCACUCCCUGUGCAUGGUCCCUGCCCUUGAAACUGUCUAGUCUGGGUGACAGGCCGGUGGGGUGUACAAAGUGUUGCGGGAUGGGGCAGAGGUGGGAACUCAAAAUGAGUUGAAGUGUAUUCAAUGAAGAGUUUUAAUACUAAACUCACAGGUCAGAGACCCUGUGGAAAAUCAGCAGCUUGGGGGGAGGGGCAGUUUUUGUAACUAAUGACCUGUGUUGCUAUGAGCCAGGGUAGAAAUGCCCUCCUUGUGUGUAUGUUGAUUCUCUGAUUAAAGUUUUGAGU